Molecule: messenger RNA, 2334 nt
Organism: Anolis sagrei ordinatus
Lineage: Eukaryota; Metazoa; Chordata; Lepidosauria; Squamata; Anolidae
Gene: IGSF5
Product: immunoglobulin superfamily member 5
Biological process (GO): cell-cell adhesion
Cellular component (GO): cell surface; bicellular tight junction
Source: RefSeq, a predicted model, not a curated record
AUUAGUUCCAAACACAAGGCUUAUCUUAGUACAAGAUAAAAUAUUAUAGGAAAUAGACAAGGUGCUCAGUCAGAAAACCAAAGCUGCACAAAAUGUUUUUGGACCUUCCUGAUGAAUUAUAAAGGUGAACCCAUGGAGAGUUAUUCAGAAUAUGUGGUUAUGUGCCAACACGAGGAAUUAUUUGCAUGGAAAAAACAGAACAGUCUCCACCAGGAAUUUUCUCAAGGGUUUUAAACGGUGUUCUUCAGUACAAAAAGUCUUGAAUCCUGUGAUCUCUGCAUAAUAUUCAAGAACAUCUAUAAUCAAAUGCCUAUAAUAUUCUGAUUCAAAGAAAGAGCUUGCCAAAUGGGUAGAUGCCUCCAAUGGACUGGAUUGACCUUGAGUCUUCUAACCAUUUUGUCAGAUCCAGGGUUUGGUGCCUCCAUCAUAGAAAGCCCCCAAAACCAAACAGUUCUUGUUGGCUCAAUAGCCCGAUUUAAUUGUACUGUGUCAGAGGGAUGGAACGUUUUGAUAUGGCUUUUUCAUGGAGAUCCUAAAUUGACUGUAAUAUCGAAUGGAACAUUUUAUGGUUCACCACCAUUCAGUCAGAAAGGUCAUGCAAGUGGUUCCACCUUUACCUCAGAGUUAAUGAUUGCCGAUGUCCAACUAACUGAUUCUGGGCAAGUAAGAUGCAGCAUCCAGAAUGACCAGAACAAUAUGUAUGCAUAUCUUUCUGUACAAGUUAAUGGAUCCUUGAGUAUCAAAGAUAACAACUUCAGUGUAAAAGAGAACCAAACAAUUGAAAUAGUUUGUGAAGCUCUUGGAUGGGCUCCAGCCCCAUAUAUUUUCUGGAUGGAAAAUAAUAUGUCAAUAAGCAAUUCAAACUACAUUACCAGUCAGAGCCCAGGAUCAAAUGGCUUGUACAAUGGAGAGAGCACCCUAAGGCUGACACCAAUGACCAGUGUCAAUGUGACUUGCUUAGCUGCCAUAGUUGCACUCCCUAGGCCCCAGAGUACAACUGUUGCUGUCAUUGUGUAUCAACAUGAAAAAUCUGGUAAUGACGAUGCACGAAUCCGAACAAUAAUUUUAGCAGUUGUGUUGCCAAUUGUGGCUAUACUGCUUGUGAUCCUCAUUAUUCUGCUUAUUGUAUGCUGCAAAAGAAAAAAAGAGUCAGACUAUCAAAAGGAGGUGAAGAAGAAUAUUGCUGAAACUAAAACAACUAAUAGAAAUUUGGAGACAAUUACACGUAGUGGAAAUGAAAAUUAUGGCUACAAUCCAGAAGAAAUGUAUGAGACUGUACAAAUGAGAGGAAUUGUCCCUGUUAGUCCAAGCAUUUAUGGCUCAAAUCAAGAUGCAUAUCUGAAACCUCCAUCAGAGGUUCUCUACAAUAGAUAUAAUGGUGAAGCACUUCCUUCAAGGCCUACUACUUAUCCAGUCCAUCCCAGGAAAAUAAGGAAUGCCACGCAUGUAUAAGAAAAUAUUAUCUAUAGUCAUCGUUGAGUAUCACAUCUUCCAGACAAUCAUCAACCUGAAAAUUCAGUACAAUACAUUCAUUUUUCAUCAGUGUAUCUGAUAACCAGCAAUUACAUCUUGUGUAGAAACUUGCAGAAAUCUCAAAUACUUUCUUCAGGAUGAAAAUGUAACUCAAAUAGUGGACACUUUCCUACUUUUGAAACAUUCUUUUUGUAUGAUGAAGAAUUCUGUGGAAUAUAAACGCUUAUAUGUUCUUUUUAAGGGGUUGGUUGGUCUAAUAGAAGAUUUCACUCAAUUUUUCAUAUUCAUUCCAAAAUAAUUUGUUUCACUUGUUCACUUAUAUUGGUGUGUAAGACUAGAGAUUGAGAUAUAUAUGUGCUUAUAAUAUAAGCAAUAUAAAAAGUAAAUAAUAUUUAUUACAUAUAUCUUUUUUCUCUGGUUUGCAUAGAGUGGAUAGUAUUGACACUGUAAGUAGAAUAAACUAAGCACUUCCAGGGAUGAUCAAAGCAGAAAAAUACUGGAGUGGUUAACAGCUAUUAAGGCAUUAUGAAAUCAUGUUUUUUUUACUAAAGCCGAUGUGAAUAUAUGAGGAUUUAAAAAUAUCUUCACCAUUUUUAACCUGGAUUAUACAAAUCUAUAACACUAGUCAUCUUAAAUGCUUAUUAUUAAUAUCUCAGAUCUAGCCAGAAAUGUUUCAGCCAUUCAACAAUACAAUAAUACCACAAACCAUUGCUCUGAAGGAUGUCUAUUUAUUUCCAUUUCGAUUAUUUCAUUUGUGUAUGCUCCUCUUGCUCUACACUUCUAUUAAAAAAAUAGUUCAAGGACGGACUCAUCAAAAUCAAUAGAUCUCGCUUUUUGAAUGGAUGUUGCAACAGAAUCGAU